Molecule: messenger RNA, 225 nt
Organism: Rotaria sp. Silwood1
Lineage: Eukaryota; Metazoa; Rotifera; Eurotatoria; Philodinida; Philodinidae
Source: the annotation of a GenBank genome assembly
AUGAAAGGUAUUCCUCAAACACCCAUUCAACUUUAUAAAUAUUUACUACGUCAAAUACCAAAAUUACCUAUUGAAAGUCAAUCAUAUUAUCGAAAUUAUGUUAAAGGUAAUUUUCGUGCACAUUCUGAUGAAAUCGAUCCUGGUCGUAUCGAUGAAAUAAUUAAAAAACUUUAUAAUGACUUUCAAUGGAUUCUUAAAAAAUAUGAAAACAAAACGGGAAAGUAA